CUCACUCCCUCACUCUCUUUCUCUCUCUAUCUGAACUCUGCUCUACAAUCAACCAGCAGCAACGGUUCUAUCAUAUCAGCAAAGGUGCGAGUUCUCCGCCUCUCUCUAUAUCCGCUAUAUCUUCCUACUUGAAUUCUAUCACUCUUCUUUCACAAGCAAUCCCAAUGGACCGAUCAGCGCAGCCAAAUCCUCGAACGGUGGAACAGCUCUUCCGAGACUACACAGGUCGGAGAUCCGGUAUCAUCAAAGCCUUAACCUCAGAUAUUCAGGAAUUCUACCAGCUGUGCGAUCCAGCGAGUGAGAAUUUGUCUUUAUAUGGAUUGCCGAAUGGGAAAUGGGAGGUUACUCUACCUGUAGAAGAAGUGCCUCCAGAGUUUCCUGAGCCUGCCCUUGGUAUCAACUUUCCAAGGGACGGUAUGGAUGUGAAUGAUUGGAUAGCUCAAAUUGCUGCGCACAGUGAUGCUUGGUUGGUCGCUGUUUCUUUCUAUUUUGGCGCCAGAUAUGGUUUUAAAAAAUAUGACAGGAAUCGACUUUUUGAUAUGAUAAACGAUCUCCCUACUGUGUAUGAAGUUGUAACUGGUAGAUCUAAGAAGCUGCAACAAACGGAGAAAUAUAGCAACAUUUCCAUGUCAAACUCCAAAAUGGGAAUGCUACAGCCAAAAUUAGAACCAAAAUUAGAGCCAAAAGUUGAAGAUGAUGAUGAUCUGGAAGAGGAGGAAUACAAUGAUGAUGAUGAGGAUGAAGCGACAUUAUGUGGAGCAUGUGGGAAGAACUAUGCAUCAGAUGAAUUCUGGAUCUGUUGUGAUAUCUGUGAAAAGUGGUUUCAUGGUAAGUGUGUGAAGAUUACUCCAGCUAGAGCAGAGCAUAUCAAGCAGUACAAGUGCCCUGGCUGCAGUAGCAAGAGAGCUCGUGCUUGACAAUAAUAAUUGUCUCAUGGAAAGGGAAGGUGCAUAAUUCCCUGCUGUUACACAGCUUAUUCCAUUUGCUGACGUGGCUAAAAAGGCAUUGACAACUAUUUAAGGGUUAGGUUUGCUGUCAUCUCCAAUGGAAAAGAAGGAUGGGAUAGCGAAAGCGGGAUUAUCUGCAAGUGCCACUGCAUAUGUCCCUAAAUCUCAUGGACCAUCUAAGAGUCUAGAAAAGGUUCACUCUAGUGAACUGGCAGAGGAUGCAUCUGUGAAAAGCCUAGUGACUCAUCCUGCUAGUUCAACAUCACCGGCAUUUCAAUCUGGUGGUGGUGCCUCAGCUUCUUUUCUAGGUGCAGGUUUAUCGCCAAGCUCAUCAACGGGAACAUUGUCGUCAGAAAAAUCAACCUUGAACCCUCAUGUUAAGUUUAAUGUGACUGUUCAGGAAUUUAAGUUCAACACUUGAGACCGGCUUCUCCAGUUUUUGAGGGUCGGUUUUAUUUCCCAAAUAAUGUAGCUGGCGACUGGCGUUGGACACAUGCCUGCUAUGCCUAAUGGCAUUAGGACUGGACAUUCAUUUGCGCACCAACCUGUGUUUUGGUUCCACCGGUUGCAUCUAUGCAGUCAUCAUAGGGAUAAUAUACAUCCGAGUUUUCUCUUCUAUUGAACAUCUCUUUUAUCAAGAAAUUUCAUUUGACAACUGGAUUACUAAUAUCACAUUAUCUUUUUUCAGUAUGAGCAGCAGAUGAUUGUUGCUACACGUCGCAGCUUAUACUCCUGUUGAAAUGCCUUGUAAAGGAGAGACUAUUGACCAAACAACCUCACUUCCGGUCUGAUGGAUUAAAAACGCUUUCGAUGCAUACGACAAGCUCUUUAUGGGCAGUUCGUUGCAUCUAAGAUGCCUCCAAAUCUUCAAAGCUAUAAAUAUGUUCUAGAGAAGUUCGUUGCAUCUAUGAGUUGAUUGAAUGUUUAAAAUAACCUUCAUUUGUGUUUAUAGGAAAUGCCUUAUAAAGGAAGAGAGACUAUUGAUGAUGGAUUAAAAGCGCUUUCGAUGCAUACAACAAGCUCUUAACGGGAUUAAGAUGCCUCAAAAUCUAUAUGUGCUAGGGCAGAUAUUUGGUGCUUCUUGGUUAGUGAUUUUAUUUAUUUCGGGUGUGGGCAUUACGUCAUAUAUUUCAAUUGUGUCAUGAAACAAUAUAAAAAUACAUGCUGCCAGAGUUUUUGGUUAACAUUGAGUUGUAUGACCACAUUUUUCUUUAUAUAAUUUAUGUAUUUGUUUUGUAGUUGAUA
Molecule: messenger RNA, 2192 nt
Organism: Impatiens glandulifera
Lineage: Eukaryota; Viridiplantae; Streptophyta; Magnoliopsida; Ericales; Balsaminaceae
Product: PHD finger protein ALFIN-LIKE 4-like
Exons: 10
Coding region: 165-917 (250 amino acids)
Biological process (GO): regulation of DNA-templated transcription
Cellular component (GO): nucleus
Molecular function (GO): histone binding; transcription coregulator activity; transcription cis-regulatory region binding
Source: RefSeq, a predicted model, not a curated record